This is a messenger RNA of Cyphomyrmex costatus, 771 nucleotides long. Its product is annotated as chymotrypsin-2. The coding region runs from base 1 to 771 and encodes 256 amino acids. The record is from RefSeq and is a predicted model, not a curated record. NCBI's taxonomy places the organism in Eukaryota, Metazoa, Arthropoda, Insecta, Hymenoptera, Formicidae. Gene Ontology annotation, biological process: proteolysis. The transcript is spliced from 5 exons. Gene Ontology annotation, molecular function: serine-type endopeptidase activity.
AUGUUGCCAAUACUCUGCGUCUUAAGUAUUAUUGCAAUACAUGAAUUGUCAGGUAAGAAUAUAGCUGACGAGUCAGUUCAACAAAUCACGAAAAUCGUAGGCGGUAAACCUGCCAAUGAAGGACAAUUUCCUUAUCAAGCAUCACUUCGUAUUAACGAUAAUCACUUCUGUGGAGGUUCCGUAAUAAAUAAUAGAUGGAUCCUUACAGCUUCUCAUUGCUUGACUGGUUUUAAUGACACGGCUAUCACUGUUGUAUUGGGCACUAACACUCUAAACAAAGGCGGUGAUAAAUACUUAUCGAUCAAGAAAUUGGUACAUCCUUACUAUAAUUCCGUCCUCAUCUGGAAUGACGUUGGAUUAAUUAAAGUGAACAAGGAUAUCGUUUUUGGAGACAAAGUGAAAUCAAUUGCUCUGCCCACCAAAAACUUUGACAAAUCCAAUUAUCCGGCCACACUGUCAGGCUGGGGUACUACCAGUUAUCCGGGAAACACGCCAAACGAUUUACACCAUAUUCAACUCACAGUCAUGAAUCAAAAGCAGUGCGCAUCUAGCAGCUUUCGCGUUACCAACGCUAAUAUCUGCACACUCAACAAACAGGGCGAAGGCGCCUGUCAUGGUGAUUCUGGCGGUCCUCUGGUAGCUGACAAUGAGCAGAUAGGCGUGGUAUCCUGGGGAAUACCUUGCGCUAAAGGACGUCCAGAUAUAUUCACGCGAGUCUACUUCUAUCGGGAUUGGAUCAAUAAAUGUAUCCAAGAGAAUAAUUCCAUAUAA